AUGGAGGGACCUAACGACAGCGCAGAGAAGUCUGAAAGUGGACCCAGUUAUGAUAUCUCUCAAAGUGGACCCAAUUAUGUUAGCCCUGAAAGUGGACCCAACUCUGCGAGCUCGGUGAACGCCACCUUCUCGUUCGAGAUGCUGGACAUGAUCAUCACGAGCGGCAACACUGGCCGAUCGAAGUUGCAACAGAAGGAGACAAACCACAUGACAGAAAAUACGACGGAGAAGAGGCCCUUGUGUCCGUCCCAAGAACGCGUAGAAAUAUCAAGCGGAACAAAACGAGCAAAGCGGAAAAGCUCUCUCCGUGAGGAAACUGCCAACAGUGAUGAAGAUGCAGUUGAAUUUAAGAAGCAACUUCACAAUUGGGGGAAAAAGAAAAAGAAAAAAAAAAUGGUCUAUAAUAUGGACUCAGAGGUAGCAAUAGGAAGCGGUUCGGAAUUCUCCCUUCUGGGUGUGUUGUUGCCUGUCGAAGGGACCCCUGGUUUGACUUCAUCGAAAGAGGAGAUGCCAAUUAUGGGUGACUUGAUGGACUGCCUAAGUGGUGGCAAUAGCAGCGGGGGGGAACACUACCACAUGGGUGGAAAAAGUAACAAACGCAGUGAUACGAAUGAUCGGCAUGAAAAAGACAUAAAUGAACAAGACGUGGAUACGGAACUAGCCAAAAUGGAACAGGCGGAUGAAGAAGUCCUCUUCUCAAGGAGCAUCGAUUGUACCAACUGCAAAUACUACUUAAAAGAAUUGACGAGCAGAAACUACAUGGAUUUCUCCUACAUGGAUCAGUACAUCAGCGAGGGGGAGAGGAAUCUACUUUUAUUAAAAAAUAAAAAAAUUGAGGAAUUAGAAAAUGGGAACAAAUUAAUGAAACACAAAAUGAGCAAGUUGAAAGAGGAGAAUAAUUUUCUGAGCAGCAAAAUCGACACACUCGCCGAGAGUUUAAGCGAUUUGAGGGACCACUUUGACAGGCUAAUGGAAGAAAAUAAAUCGCUAAAGGAGGUGAAUAAACAGCUUCGAGUGGAUCUGCAGAAGGAGCAGUCGUGUAAGGAGGAAGUGGAAGGGGCGAACAGGAAAGGCGCAAACGGGGAAGGAGCGGAGAGGAAAGGAGUGAAGAGGAAAGGUGCGGACAGGAAAGACGCGAGCAAAAAAGACGCGAACAAAAAAGAUGCAUCUUCUUCAUCCCAUGGAAGACGGGAUCCCCCCGAAAGGGAUUUUGAAAACUCAAUCGAUAAUGAAUUAUUUAACGAGCUUUGCUAA
Messenger RNA from Plasmodium inui San Antonio 1, 1254 nucleotides. RefSeq lists its product as hypothetical. The transcript has a single exon. NCBI's taxonomy places the organism in Eukaryota, Apicomplexa, Aconoidasida, Haemosporida, Plasmodiidae. Bases 1 to 1254 code for a protein of 417 amino acids. The record is from RefSeq and is a predicted model, not a curated record.